Gadus chalcogrammus (walleye pollock) is the source of this 1694-nucleotide messenger RNA. RefSeq names its product DP-Gal:betaGlcNAc beta 1,4- galactosyltransferase, polypeptide 1, like (gene b4galt1l). The record is from RefSeq and is a predicted model, not a curated record. Gene Ontology annotation, molecular function: cytoskeletal protein binding; beta-N-acetylglucosaminylglycopeptide beta-1,4-galactosyltransferase activity. The coding region runs from base 479 to 1591 and encodes 370 amino acids. The transcript has 6 exons. Lineage: Eukaryota; Metazoa; Chordata; Actinopteri; Gadiformes; Gadidae. Gene Ontology annotation, biological process: carbohydrate metabolic process; protein N-linked glycosylation.
UAGCGCUUCGUCAGCAGCCAUCAGAUCGACCAGAGAGCCAUAUCAGACCCCGAGGGAAGGAUCUGGUUCCCUUUUACUCCCCUAAUGUCAUAUUAGUUUUUGGUCGACGGCAAAUUAAUUUAGGAGGCUCCGAAUACCAAUGUCGUCGCUUUCGUUUUGUUCUGAUUUAAAAAACCGUUAUCUACCGAAACAGAAUGGAAAGGACGAGCACCUCUGCGGGCACUUUUAGGACAUAAUCGAUCGGUUUAAAAACGUGUAUUGAGGGUUUAAAGUUCACUGGCUGAUUUUCAAACGCUUCGUCAGUCCAGGCUAUAACUUUUUUUUGAAUUAUUUUUAGCUGAUACUUUCAAGAUAGUUUCUCUCUACAGCACGAGACUAAAAGUUACGCCGACUACUCGCCACGCCCCCUUCUUUCUUAAAGACGUAUCGACCUCCGAGCGCGUUCAAUCCUUGAGUCACUCGUCUCACGGCCAGAAGGAUGAGAGACCCUGUGAAUUUUAGUGCUAUUCACAAAAUAUGCAAGUUGAUCGUGUUGCUGUGUUUUCUCCACAUUUCAGUGGUUUUUGUUUUUUACGUUAAGUCGUUCGACAUCGGACAUGCGUUUAUUCAUAAAGAGCCAACUUUUACCAGACGGAAUUCAACUGCACGGCCGUUCACGGCCGGGACGAAUGCCGUUUCAACAGCCGAAGGACUAGCAACCACAAACCAUGAAAGGAACCAGGCGAUCUCUUCAGUUAAACAACUACCUGUCGCAGCCAGUCAACAGACCAUUGAGCUUGGGAAAUGUCCCGAAACAUCGCCACUCUUAGUGGGCCCGCUGCAGGUGGAGUUCAAAACCCCCGUCUCGCUGGAGCAGGUCAUGAAGGAUAACGUGGGCUUGAGGCCGGGCGGGCGCUACACACCCAAAGACUGCGUCGCCCUGCAGAAGGUUGCCAUCAUCAUACCUUUUCGGAACCGGGAUGAGCACCUCAAGUUCUGGCUCCACUACCUCCACCCGAUCCUGCAGCGACAGCAGCUGGAUUACGGCAUCUACGUCAUCAAUCAGGGAGGAACGCAGACGUUCAACCGUGCAAAGCUGCUCAAUGUGGGUUACAUGGAGGCGCUGAAGGACUACGACUACGGCUGCUUUGUCUUCAGCGACGUAGACAUCAUCCCCAUGGACGACCGCAACACCUACAAGUGCUUCGACCAGCCACGCCACCUCUCAGUCUCCAUGGACAAGUUUGGCUUCAAGUUACCAUACUGGCAAUACUUCGGGGGCGUGUCAGCCAUGAGCAAGGAGCAGUUCAAGAAGAUCAAUGGCUUACCCAACAGCUACUGGGGCUGGGGAGGCGAAGACGAUGACAUCUACAACAGGUUAGCCACGAAGGGUAUGACCAUCUCUCGGGCCAGUGGCACGGUGGGGAAAUGCAGAAUGAUUCGACACAACCGGGACAAGAAGAAUGAGCCCAACCCUCAGAGGUUUAACCGACUGGCGCACACCAGAGACACCAUGGCCAAGGAUGGCAUCAACUCGCUCACGUACACUGUGGUUGGCAAGGAGCAGAGGCCGUUGUACACCUACAUCACCGUGGAAGUGGGGGAACCAUGACCCCACCUCCACUGACCGCCGCAGUACCCAAAUGUGCCUUACAUGACCUUCUACGGAAGCCAGCCAACAAACUCUUUUUGUCGCGUUUUAAUAUUUUUUAGGA